This is a messenger RNA of Megalobrama amblycephala (Wuchang bream), 736 nucleotides long. RefSeq lists its product as uncharacterized. The coding region runs from base 7 to 732 and encodes 241 amino acids. NCBI's taxonomy places the organism in Eukaryota, Metazoa, Chordata, Actinopteri, Cypriniformes, Xenocyprididae. The record is from RefSeq and is a predicted model, not a curated record. The transcript has 9 exons.
GCAGUAAUGGAUACAAAUAUGAGGCAUGUGAUAAACUGUCCAACCUGCAGUUCCAACCAGCAGGUUCUUAAAGAUCGUGCUUAUAAAGAUCUGGAGCAGAAGUGUGAGGAACUAAGACACGAAGCAGAAAUUAACAAGAAGAAGCUAGAGGACUUCAAAGAAAGGAUGUCAAUUGAGGCAUCUGCUGAAAUGGGAUGCACCAGUGAAAUAUUUGAAGAUAUAAAUAAUCCUUGCAGAGAGUCUGAGCUAAGAAAGCGUUAUGAAAUUUUAAGAAUUAGUCUGUGGCCAAAGUGCCUUAGGACAAUUAGAGAAAAUGUAAAAAAGAGAAGAGGAGAAACUGCUGAUGAAAAGAAAGAAAAAGAAACAGUAGAAAGAAUGAUAAAGAACACUUUUGACAAGGCAUUAACUGAUAUGAAGAAAAAGAAAGAUUCAUUGCAAACUUUUUUCAAAAUAAGUGAUAGAGAGAAAUCUGUCACCAACAAAAAGCAACUGAAGUGCAUGGACAUGGCUGUUCAAAAUCUACAAAUGAUGAUACUGUAUGAAAACUUUACACAUUACCAGGAUAUAAAUGAGGAACUUGGACACAAUGAACCAGACUACCUGUGUGAACUCGCUGAUGAGUGCUACAAGCAGGGCUGCCUGAUGGCUUUACAUAAUCCACCUUUGACUCUUGAUUGGAGCAACAAAGAAAAACAUUGUGGAUGCCCCUUCCCACCUAUAAAAUUAGAUUAAGGUA